Messenger RNA from Zingiber officinale, 1190 nucleotides. RefSeq names its product transcription factor WRKY19-like. Bases 97 to 1050 code for a protein of 317 amino acids. Gene Ontology annotation, molecular function: transcription cis-regulatory region binding; DNA-binding transcription factor activity. NCBI's taxonomy places the organism in Eukaryota, Viridiplantae, Streptophyta, Magnoliopsida, Zingiberales, Zingiberaceae. The transcript has 3 exons. Gene Ontology annotation, biological process: regulation of DNA-templated transcription. The record is from RefSeq and is a predicted model, not a curated record. Gene Ontology annotation, cellular component: nucleus.
AUCUCAUUCCUCGAUCAGUUAGCUCGAUAGAUGUCGCCGUCAGCACAUUUCCGAUCCAGUUGAAGUUGCUUUCCCUUUUUCCGUUUAAUUUUGGCAAUGGAGGCCGCAGCUGGCGGCGGUGGCUGGGAUCUCAACUCGCUGGUGGCGGUGCUGGCGCAAGGGGAGGCGCAAUUGCGGCAGCUGUGCGAGUGCAUGGCCGCACGUUCUCCUGCGGAGCAAGAGAAGCAGCUCGUUCUGCAGGCGCAGUCCUGCUUCCAGACGGCCAUUUGCAUGGCCAAGGCGGCGGACUCCGACCUCUUCCAAGCUGCUGCUGCUGCGGCGGCGGCGGCGGCGGCGGCGGCUUCCCCGCGCUCCAAUAGCGGCUGCAGUGCCAACUCGGAGCGGGCGCUGAAAGAGCAGCAGCGCAAGGAGAUGUGCAAGAAGAGGAAGACGCUGAGGAAGUGGACGAGCCGAGUUCGGGUGCUGGGCUCGUCGAACGGCCAUGACGAUGGCUUCAACUGGCGAAAAUACGGGAAGAAGGACAUUCUCGGAGCCAAGUAUCCGAGAGCAUAUUUCAGAUGCACCUUCCGCAACGCUGCCGGAUGUCCUGCGAUGAAGCAGGUGCAGCGAUCGGACGACGACCCCUUUGCCAUCGACGUCACCUACCGAGGCGACCACACUUGCCUCCAGAGCAAGAGGCCGCAGCCCGGCGCCGGAGCGCCGCCGGCAUUAUCGAGUGAGCCGGCCGAGCAGAAGCAGCAGCUCCUCCACAGCUUGCAAACCAGCCUCAAGGUGGAGACGGAGGGCUUCAGCUCCGACGACCAAAAUCACAACUGCUUCUCAUUCUCCUCCACUGCCGCCAGCGGCGCCGUCUCGCCUCCCUUCGUCUCGCCCACCACCACCCCUGAGUCGAGCAGCUUCUGGCUAUCGAGCGACUUCGGAGACCUGUUCUCCGCUGUGACUCCGGCGAACGAUUACAGUUCCUACACGGAUUUCAUUCUCGACUCGGCCGGCUUCGCUGCGGCUUCCCCGUUCGAUGCGUCUGCCUUCUUCCAUGAUUCCGAGAUCUGAUUUCCCACAGCAUUCUUUAAGCUAUGGCAGAACACAUUGGCGGACGGAAUGAUCUGAAAAAAGUUCUUGUAGUUGACGAUCGAGGUUAAUAAACAUGGUCAAAGUUGAUUGAAGAUCUAAAAAUAUAAACUCAAAGGAUC